AUGACCCACGCAUCUCAACAAGCACGAAAGUAUACCCACACCAAUAUCCCUCCAUCAUACGCGCAAAGCAUUGUUGGAUUGAGCACUCCAGCUACAUCUGUAUCGCCAUCACCCGAACCGACUUUUGUCUCCUCCCCAUCCACCAUGGCUGGCCGUCGAAGCAACAUGCGCCGCAGCCCGCAGUCGCAACCGGAGAUUUCAUUACCGAUCACCUAUACCCCGACUACCCACCGUAUUAGCAAGGCAAAGAAAGGAAAGCGCGUACAUGCCUGCGAGUACCCCGGAUGUAACAAGGUCUUCACUCGCGCAGAGCAUCGCAGACGACACGAGGUGAACCACAACCCCGAGGCCUCAUUUCGGUGUACGCAUCAAGGCUGCAAGAAGGCCUUCCACCGAUCAGACCUGCUUACGCGACACAUGGAAAGACACAAACUCGAGGCCCAAUCUGAACAAUAUCAGUGGACUCCUCAAUCGUCAGCCGCUCUGCUCGACGAUUCAGCUUCCGUCGCACGCUGCAUGUCCAUGGACAGUCCCAACAUGCUCGCUGCAAGUUCACCUCAGCCGCAUACCAUGUCCAUUGGAUCCAUCGUGGCACCUGGAAUUCAUCCCGACCUCGCCAACAGCUGCUCAUUAAUGUGGAAUGGCAUCGACUUGCCUCUACAACCUCGUCCAGCGGCGAACCUAUUCCAGACCCAACUCCCCGAGUCGGUGGAUGACAGCCCAUUCUACUCCUCGCCCCCCGAGACCUGCCCUUCUCCACUCUCCGACGUGGCCUUCACCACCAUGCCAUCUCAGUCGGGUUCCAUCUCAUCCAUCUCCUCCCUGGGCAGCUCCCUCCUUGAUCAAUACCCCAAGAACAUCCUCAAUGCCGACGUGACUUCCUCUCCUCUUCAGAUGCCUACUCCCCUGCGCUGGGACCACUCCGACGCUGGCAUGCCUCCGUCUCACUUGCUCCCCAUGUCACUGGAUGAGAGUCUGAUCCAACCGCCCCCUCAAUGCCACUACCCUUCUCCCUCCUGGUCUGGCACCGACUGUCUCUACGAUGAGCAGGUGCAUUCAUUGACUCACUUUCAACCCAUCAACUGGAGGCAGUGGAGCAUGUGA
This is a messenger RNA of Penicillium oxalicum, 1104 nucleotides long. RefSeq names its product C2H2-type zinc finger protein. The transcript has 3 exons. Gene Ontology annotation, biological process: regulation of transcription by RNA polymerase II. Gene Ontology annotation, cellular component: chromatin. NCBI's taxonomy places the organism in Eukaryota, Fungi, Ascomycota, Eurotiomycetes, Eurotiales, Aspergillaceae. The coding region runs from base 1 to 1104 and encodes 367 amino acids. The record is from RefSeq and is a predicted model, not a curated record. Gene Ontology annotation, molecular function: RNA polymerase II cis-regulatory region sequence-specific DNA binding; DNA-binding transcription factor activity, RNA polymerase II-specific.